AUGUCCACAGCUAACAUGAUUAGAAAGCUGCGGCUCUCGGAUCCCCACGCGGAGCUUCCCAUCAAGAAUCACAAGUAUGUGAAAAACUGCACCGAACUAUACAUGGCCAACAAGCGCAUCCACAAAAUCGCCAACUUCGAUGCUUUCGUCAACCUCGAGGUGCUUUGGAUCAAUGACAAUCAGAUUCAGGAACUUAACGGGCUGGAUGGCUGCUUCCGUCUCAAACAGCUAUACGCUCAUAAAAACUGCAUCCGUUCUCUUGAGGGUUCAUCACUGCCUCACUUCAAAUUUCUGCUGGAACUCCGGUUGUAUGAUAACAAACUCAAGGACUUGCAAGGCGCACUGAGAGUGUUGAGUCGAUUGUCCCACUUGCGAGACCUCGAUCUGUUCGGUAACCCAGUCGUGGAAGAAGAGAACUACCGCUUGCAAGUGAUUCGAGCCAUCCCAUCGUUAGACGUACUGGAUCGACAUGUCAUCACGGAUGAGGAACGAGCAAAAGCUGCAAGGUUGCAAGUUCACUUUGAAGACGGAGAAGUCCGUGGCAGUUCUUCCAAAAAGCAUGGUGUCAAGAAGAGCAAGAAACGAUCUUCCACUGUAUCUGGAGCACCACCACAGGCUUUGUCAGGGACCGUCAAGAUGCUUUUCAAGGAGGUAGCAGCUAUCAAGAGAGAACAACAGAGGGAAGCUCGAGAGGCAGCCAAGCGAGAGCUGCAAGAACUUGGAUCAAAUCAGCAAGCAUUAUCCACGACAACAAGAUCCAGAUGGAGCGCCAACAAUAAUAACGCCGACGAGAUCCCAGGUUUGGGUGACUGGGAGGUCACAGCACUGAAGAAACACUUCCGAUCUCUUGAAGAAAUGAAAAACGGUGGACUUGGUCAGGAAAAUCUUGCGGGUGUCUUUCGAUAUCUUCGUUCGCGUGGCUACACAGUGUUGUACAACGGGUUUCGGUUUGAAGGACAGGGGGGCGAUUUACAGUACUUGGAGAACAUUUUACCAGCACCUGGCAAGAUCCAGUGGAAGCCGUUUGUUCAGCUCUUUGAGUCGAAUCAGCUGCGUUGUGAAUUGUUGAGUCCUCAAGAAUUGCGACAUCAAGCCGCCGCCUGCUUCGACAAAUGUGCAGUCAUGCAACGACGGCUACAAGCUCUUAAUACCAAUGAUGCCAAAUCUGCACAACUUGUGAAGGAGAGCCUCGAGCUAUCACAACAAGGUUAUCAUCUCCAAGCUUUGGCUGAUAGUGACCACACGUCAAGCAGAUCCAAAUUGUCUCGAAUGCCCAGCUCAGCUGUUAUCAACGACAACUGGGAAGCCACUCCAAUGUCGACACCACACACACGUUUCUACAUGACGACGUUCACUCGCGAGAAAUUUUCGGCUCUUCCAUCGGUAUCUGCAUCAAGAGACUGUAGCUUCAAGUUCAGUGAGUUAAGAAACGAAAGCGAGCGCAUCAGUGACGCGUUAGCCGGCAAGUACAAAAUCCGGCACAAGGAUUUCAAGAAAUACUUGGCCAAACAAUCACCGCAGACGACGAAACUUGUGCGUCGCAACUAUCAACUGUAA
This is a messenger RNA of Phytophthora nicotianae INRA-310, 1557 nucleotides long. RefSeq lists its product as hypothetical. Bases 1 to 1557 code for a protein of 518 amino acids. The record is from RefSeq and is a predicted model, not a curated record. Lineage: Eukaryota; Oomycota; Peronosporomycetes; Peronosporales; Peronosporaceae. Gene Ontology annotation, molecular function: protein binding. The transcript has 10 exons.